AUGAGCCACUGCCAGCUGCAACACUGCACUGCGGUGCACGGGCAAGGCAGGCACAGCGGAGUAGACAUUAACAUGGAACACCGAAGUGCUAUUGGUCUCUUUUUGUCGCUUGCAGUCCACUUGAAUCGUCCGGCGGCAGCACUCAACACCCGCCUUCCUAUCGGGCGCGGGGUACGAGGACUUCACACAACCGCAGCAGCGGACGCAGGCGAAUCGAGCAGUUAUAUCGUUGAUGUCGAUGCAAAUCUGUUGCAUGCCGACCUCUCCAACGACAUCGACCAUCACAUACAGAUAGCCUCUUCGGUUGGGGUGAAGCAAUUCGUGGUACCUGGGAGCACAGUGGAAGACAGCCGGGGCUCUUUGGAACUGGCGCGACGAAAACCCAAUGUUGUGUUCUCGACUGCUGGUGUCCAUCCAUACCACGUCCAGGGGUGCGGCUCGCUCGAGGAUGCCAUGGCGAGCAUCGCCACUCUCGCAGCAACUGAGGAAGCUCGUUGCGUGGGAGAAUGCGGUUUGGACUACUCAGAAGGCUUUCCCGCGGCCGAACUGCAGCUGCCGUGGUUUGAGAGACAGGUCGAGCUUGCGUGCAAGCUGAAGAAGCCACUUUUCCUUCACGAGCGUGCGGCAUUCGUCGAUUUUUCGGAGGUUCUACGGCGAUACGAUGCCUCGCAUGGUCUGCCUCCGUGCUUGGUGCAUUGUUUUACUGGAUCAGAGGAGGAGUUGACUGCGUACAUUGACAUGGGCUUCUUCGUGAGCGUGGCUGGGGGUAUCUGCAGGGAGAAGAGUGGGGCGGCACUUCGAGCAGCGGUGAAGCGAAUUCCGUUGGAUAGGCUUAUGGUUGAAACGGAUGCGCCUUAUCUGGGCUUCUCGGGGUGCCGAAAGGGACACGACAAACCAAAGAAACAGAAUCCGAACGUACCUUCCGCGCUACCAGCGGUGGUUCGGGUUUUGGCGGAAUGUCUUGGGCUACCGUUUGAGGAAGUUGCUCAGGCAACCCUACAGAACAGUCGACAGUUUUUCGGGAUGGCAACGCUUUAG
Messenger RNA from Ectocarpus siliculosus, 1038 nucleotides. NCBI's taxonomy places the organism in Eukaryota, Phaeophyceae, Ectocarpales, Ectocarpaceae. The record is from the annotation of a GenBank genome assembly.